CGCUGGUGUUGCAGAGAAGAAAAGUGGGGAAAUUUAGUUUCUCCUCCGCAACUGAAAAUUCACCUCAUCCCGGCUCAAUUCACCUUUCACUGCAAAUCUCGCUGAAAAUGAUUUAAAUUUCGUAUCUUGUGAAGUUCUUGCUGCAAAGUGGCCCCGAAAGUGUGUGAUUUUUAGUUAAUCCCAAACCAUCAGUGACCAGGACAUCCGCUUCGAUGCUAUUUGCCAUGCAAUUGCGACUUUUUGAUCGACACGAAAUGUUGGGGCAGUUUUUCGUGGGAUGCAUUUUGUUUACCCUCCUGUCCUCUUCUUGGGCUCUCUCAAUUAACACGGACAAUGAGGUUGAUCUUGUGAGGACAAAUUUGGACUGCAUUGUCGGAAAUGCAACAUUUCUUCAUGGGGAAAUCUUUAAAGUUAACUGCAAGACUCAAUGUGUAUGCCAGAAUGGACGACAUGCCUGUUCCUCACUUUGUCCCCAUGAGACCCUUACCCCACCCGGGAGCACGUCCGAGUGUCGCUCACCCAGACUUGUUGAAGUUUCCGGCUAUUGCUGCAAAAUUUGGCUCUGUGAGAUGCCCACGAUGGAUGUGAAUGUUACCUGUGGGAAUUCCUCUACAACACCUUGGAGUCCGUGUUCGGAGGAUUGUGGUGUGGGUAUCUCAACGAGACACGUUGAGACAACUGUUGGCUGCCAAGAUCUAAAUUCAGUGCGUUUGUGUGAGAAUCGGAAGUGCGUGAAGGAUGAGGAGGAUAUUGUUCAGCCCAUGAAGAAAUAUCCUCUAAAUCUCUACAAACAUCCCAAAGGACAUGGCUGUCGGAAGAUGCAGAAGAUGGGACAGUCAAGGAUUCGACUGGGGCCUUGUGUAUCGCGGAGAUUGUACCGCCCAAAAAUUUGUGGCCUCUGUCAGAAUUCCAACAUUAACUGUGUGCCUUCGUUAUCUACAACUAUACAAGUAGAAUUUUUAUGUCCUCUGAAUUCUGGAGAUCCAAUCAGUUUUAUUGAAGCUGGAUACGAUCUCUGGGACAAUAGUUGGCUAGAUCCAAUUGAUCAGGAGCUCCUGCAUUCCCACAAUAUCCAGAUGGAGAACAAAUUCAUCGCAGUUCAGUGGAUUCUCAAGUGUUCUUGUGGAUCAAAGUUUUCAUUCCUGAAAAAUAUCAUUCACAAUGACUAUGAAAAUAUGUAAUUGUGAACACAAGGUGCUUGAUAAAAAAAAACGAUCACGAAACAUAUCUAACUAAAGAAUUAUUUAAAAAGAAAAAGAAAAUCACUAGGAAUAAUCUCUAUCACUGAAAGAAAAAAAAUAACUGUAAAAUAUCUAAAUUGACCAAAAGAACUUUCCUUUUUGGCAUCUUCGGAAGAUUUUAUUUCAAUAAUGUGAUAUUUUAUUUAAAAGAAAAAAAAUACACGAGGAAAAAAAGAAGAAAAUUUACAUGAAUUAUUUAGGGCUAAAGCAUAAUUGAUUGCACAAUCUAUAUAACUUAUAAAUUGCUAUAACCAAUAAACAUAGGCUGUAAGGGAAUUUGCAUUUAAUGGAGAAUGACUAAAAAGAAUAAGAAAAUAACAUUCACAUGAAACCAAAUUGCGCAUAAGUGAAUAAAUGGUUUCAAAAGUAAUAAAAAUGUACCAAAAAAAAAAGAAA
Messenger RNA from Phlebotomus papatasi, 1637 nucleotides. RefSeq names its product CCN family member 4 (gene Ccn). Bases 213 to 1181 code for a protein of 322 amino acids. Gene Ontology annotation, biological process: cell adhesion; signal transduction. Gene Ontology annotation, molecular function: integrin binding; heparin binding. Gene Ontology annotation, cellular component: extracellular matrix. Lineage: Eukaryota; Metazoa; Arthropoda; Insecta; Diptera; Psychodidae. The record is from RefSeq and is a predicted model, not a curated record. The transcript has 8 exons.